Messenger RNA from Rotaria sordida, 1047 nucleotides. The record is from the annotation of a GenBank genome assembly. NCBI's taxonomy places the organism in Eukaryota, Metazoa, Rotifera, Eurotatoria, Philodinida, Philodinidae.
AUGAAACAACAAAUUUAUUCAUUACAUUUAUCAAAUAAAGAUACAUGUAGACAAAUCGACACAUUUCUAUCAUUUCUUCCACUUAAUGAAUUAUCUCAUUUACAAACAUUAAUUUUAACUCAAAUUGAAAAAGAAAAUAUUAUUAAAUUAAAAUCUAUGUUAGCAUUAUCAACUAAUUUAUUAUCUUUUAAAUUAAUUUCUUCUGAAAUUGAUGAAGAUGAAAUAAUAUUUAUUCUUCCAUUAUCUAAUUUACAAAAAUUAUCAAUUCUAUCAUUACGAUCAUUUCAAAUACAUAUUCAACAAACUACUGGAAUCACACACUUAACAAUUUUCAAUUAUUCUUUAGAACAAUUAAUUUAUCAAUUAUUUCAAUAUGUUCCAAUGUUGACAUAUCCCAAUAUUGAAUAUAUUUCCAAAUAUAAUCGAUCGAUGAAGAAUAAUGAAAAUAUUCAUAAACAUAAUGCUAUUUAUCUAGAAAAAUUGAUUAUUGGUGAAUUUAAAUAUGACUUUAAAGAUUUUGCAAAUUUUAUUAAACAAAUACCAAAUUUAAAAAUAUCCGACAAAUCUUCCAUAUGUAUUUAUACAACACCUUAUUUAUCAAAUACAUUUCAAAUGGAACCGGAUACUAUAACAUAUUUUCGUACGAUUUCUUAUAAAUCGAAUCUAUUCGAUAAAGUAACCAAUCUUAUAUUAACUCAUCAAUCGAUAAUAGACAAAUGUCAAUAUCAUUUUCCAAAUGUUACUUCAUUAACAUUAAUUAGUUCGGAUGAAGUGAUUAAUGAUUCUUUAGAAAAAAUAGAUUUUAUUCAGUGUUUGAAAAUGACUGUUAAUUUAUCGAAAUUAAUACAUUUAGAUAUUCCAAAAUAUCAAAAGAUUAUUUUAUCAGGAAAUUUAUUAGAAUUAUUAAAAGAAUCAUCACAAUUAUCAUCAAUGAAAAUUGAUCCAUUUGAUUUAACAUUAUUAUAUAACAAUGAAGAAUUAUGUGAAUAUUUAAAGAAAAUGAUUAAAAAAUUAAAUAUUUAUAAAUAUUUUACAACUUACAUGUAA